This is a messenger RNA of Spinacia oleracea (spinach), 1736 nucleotides long. RefSeq lists its product as uncharacterized. Lineage: Eukaryota; Viridiplantae; Streptophyta; Magnoliopsida; Caryophyllales; Amaranthaceae. Gene Ontology annotation, molecular function: protein binding. Bases 132 to 1499 code for a protein of 455 amino acids. The transcript is spliced from 12 exons. The record is from RefSeq and is a predicted model, not a curated record.
GUACAAAAAAAGUACAAAUAUGCAAAAUAUUUGACAAAAAGGACAUAAAUUCAUACUCCGUAUUAUUUUCCGGGUUUUCCUCCCACUACUAUUUUCUCAAGUCAAGUCUCAUCAACUACAGAAACAAAACAAUGGCUUCUCAUUUUUCUGUUGAUGAGACAAAGCAAUGCUUCACCGCUGCUGCAUUUGCAGGAAAUCUCCGAUACCUCAAGAUUUUGAGAAAGAAACUUGAUGAUGGAACUGGAAUUGGAAAAGAUUUGGAGGAAAUUUGUGAUGACUCUUUUGGUAGAAAUGCCCUUCAUGCCGCGGCGUCGAGGGGAAAGCUUGAUGUGUGCAAGUAUCUUGUUGAAGAACUUCAAUUCGAUGUCAAUAAACAAGAUGCAAAUGGAGAUACACCAUUACAUAUUUCUACUUUGGAGGAGGAUUAUGAAACUUCUGCUUAUCUCCUUGAUCAUGGAGCAGACUCUAAUAUAGCUAUGGAUAAGGGAUUCACCCCAUUACAUUACGCUGCACAAAAAGGACGAGCAAAUCUGUUGCGUUUGUUGAUCUCAAAAGGUGCAAAAGUGGAUGCACAAUCUCCUUUAGGAACACCACUGCAGGCUGCUGCUGUUCAUGGCAUGACCGAUGCUGUCAUGUUUUUGCUUGAUAACAAUGCUAAUCCUAAUCUGGUUUGUCCUAAUACGUUACCACCACUGAUGUCUGCCAUUUACGCAAAGUCCAAACUUUGCGUAAAGUCAUUGAUUGAGUGGGGAGCUGAUCCAAAUGUCAUUUCGCGUGGAUUGACUCCCUUGAUCGUGGCUGCCUCCGAAGGACAAACUGACAUAAUCAAAUGCUUACUUCUUCUAGGGGCUGACCCGGAUAUUCCCAACUUUUAUGAUCUUACACCAAUACAAAUUGCUGCACAACUCCGCAAUCAUGCUGAUGUUAUGGCUCUCUUACCUGUGACUACACCCAUCCCGAGUAUUCCCGACUGGAGCGUGCGUGGCAUAAUCGAGUACGUCAAUUCUGCUGAAGCCAAAAAAGAGGGAAAACUCAAACAUGAAAAGAAGUUUCUAGAAGCCAAAGCGAAGGGAGCAGAAGCUGUUAAAAGGGAACAUUUUCUGGAUGCAGCGUACUGGUAUAGCGAGGCAAUAAGUUUGAGGCCAACAGAUGCAGCAGUGUUAUCGAACAGGAGUUUUUGCUGGGCCCGUUUGAAGGAAGGGGAUCGGUCCCUUCAUGAUGCUUUGGCCUGCAUCGAGCUGAGGAAUGAUUGGCCCAAGGCACAUUACCGGGCUGGGGUGGCCUGGGGUCUUUUGCGGGAUUAUGAAAGUGCAAAAAAGGAAUUUGAGAUUGCUCUCAAGCUAGAUCCCGAGAACACGGAUCUCCUUGAUUCAUAUAGGGAGGCCGUAUUGGAUGUCCACGCGGUAGAAAUGUACAAGAAGAAACAAGAGCUCCCAUCUCGGUAUGACGAGGAUCCACAGGACGAACUUUAUGAAGAAUAUAUUAACUCCAUCCUUUAAUUAGUUUUGGUAAAAGAAAAGUUUUCAUGUAAUGAAAACGAACUUUAGCAAUCGAUGUGGGUGUAAAAUUUUAGAAAACUUGAUCUUUUGAUAGUCUCUUGUAGUUGUAGGUUUAAUUAGUUUUGGUAAAAAAAUGUGUUUUCAUGUAAUGAAAACGAACUUUAGCAAUCGAUGUGGGUGUAAAAUUUUAAAAAACUCGAUCUUUUGGUAGUGAAUAUGUGCCUCUUGUAGUUGUAA